Fusarium sp. VM40 is the source of this 744-nucleotide messenger RNA. NCBI's taxonomy places the organism in Eukaryota, Fungi, Ascomycota, Sordariomycetes, Hypocreales, Nectriaceae. The record is from the annotation of a GenBank genome assembly.
AUGUGUAUCAAGAUCGUCACUAGAUGCUGCCAUUGCGGCGAGCCUCUGACUCCCUAUUUUAUCGCCUGCAAUGCUUGGCGUGUCGAUGCCCUGAGGGCUGGCAGGGAGUAUCUAGACCUUCCCAGAGCAUCUGAAUGUACACAUCUUGAGCAAGAGAUAAAACCCGUGCUCUCGGGAUGCCCCAACAACGAUACCUGCCCGUCUUGGUUUGACAACCUCUUAAGGGGCUUUGGAGAUGCCAAGAACGUGGAUCGAGAGAUUCAGUUGGUACGAGACAGCGUUGCCCGGGAGAAGUACAAUGAGCUUGAGGCAGACUUUGCUUGUAAGUACUUUGCGAAGAAGCCCAUCCCACCUCGCAAAGAGCCUGAGAGUUUUCGGCUUACAAUUUUGAGAGAUCGUUUUGCCGAUGGCCAAUCUUCCACCCCUACUCUUACUCUAGACAGUGAGACUGAUCAUGAAGGUUCAGUGGAGAUUUCCGACUAUGGGUGUAGGUCAGCUAUUCACAUGCAGUGUGGUGAGGCCAACAAUGACAAUGCUGUUCAACAUGCCAGCGGCGAGAGCGCAGAAAUAGACCCAGAAGACCUGUUCUUGGGGGGUUUGCUCACAAAACGCUCUGAAGGAGAGGGAGGUCAACCGCCUGUGACCAGAUCAACUGGGGAGGCGUAUCAGGACCUAGUGGUUCCUGUAUGGAAUGUGUUCUACCCUGCCAUGGACCUGGGCCGGGAUGGUGAGUUCUGCGACUGA